This is a messenger RNA of Mytilus trossulus (common blue mussel), 1750 nucleotides long. Its product is annotated as phosphatidylinositol N-acetylglucosaminyltransferase subunit Q-like. The transcript has 10 exons. Bases 116 to 1750 code for a protein of 544 amino acids. Gene Ontology annotation, cellular component: membrane; endoplasmic reticulum. The record is from RefSeq and is a predicted model, not a curated record. Lineage: Eukaryota; Metazoa; Mollusca; Bivalvia; Mytilida; Mytilidae. Gene Ontology annotation, biological process: GPI anchor biosynthetic process.
AACUUCCUGUUAGAUCUACCUGUGAUCCCAAUCGAGUCGACGUUUUAGAGUUUUUCUAAUAAACAAGUCGGAUACCGUUCGGAACUAACUGAACAGCAUAGGGGCACAUACAAAAAUGGAAUUCAAAGAAGGUUUUUCAAUUAAUCAAGACGACAACCUUUGGACUGUAUUUAUUCCAUAUCAGUUUCUUAGUCUUCCAAGCUGUCAGUUGUAUGGCAAAGUUCACAGAAAUUGUCACAGAAUAUAUGUGUUAUCUGUAGGAAUGUUAGAAAAAGAUACAGAUUUAUAUACACAAAUUGUUGGAGAAUGGUCAUGUGACAUUUCACAACAAAUCAGACAUUCAAACAAAAUGUCCGGUGAAAAUGAAAAUAUAUGGAUAUCUGUUUACAAGCUUCAAACAGGACAACUGGAUUGUAAACUGUUAUCUGGAAAGAGUAGAACAUGUGUAGAAUGUAUACUAUUUAAUCCCCAAAAUAUUUUAGAGUCUUACUUUUUACAAUCUUCAGAUAUGAUUCAGGAUAAAAACAACAUGAUUCAGCCACUUGUUAUAUAUUCUACUGUUAUUUGUGAUAACGAGAACCAACAACAUUCAGCUUCAAGUCAGAUUAUUAAUUAUCUGAACAGCAUCAACUUGUCAAACAUCUUUCUACAAGUUUUAACAGUUUUGUAUUCUAUCCUUACAGUAUUAAUUGAUAAUAGAUUUACAAGGACAGGAUUAUUAAAAAGUAUCACAGAAAUUCCAUCUUUUUGUCAGCAUUUAAUUUUAAAGAAAAAAAAACUAUAUUCUGCAAAAACAUCGAAGAACAAACUAUUUGAAACCCAAAAUGUAGUAAGCCAGACAGUAUUAGAUGUGUUAUUAGGCAUCUUAGUUAUGACAUUUCUCACCCAGAAUGGUUGGAUAGACAGCAUUACCACUCACUUUUUUUUAUGGACAGAGAAAGUAGCCAGUGAGUUAGACAUACUGUUGAACUGGUUGAUGGGAGCACCUGCUGGUCUCAAACUAAAUAAACCUUUAACAGAAUUCCUUGGUCAUUUCUUUAUGUACCACAUCUACUUAUGGAAAGGAUAUCUACAUUUAUUGAAGCCGCCAGUAUUCAAUACUUUAUUGUGGUGCUCUUCCUGUGUUGGUGUACUUGGUCUGUCUGCACAAAUUUGUCUUUUAAAGGACAUUAUCUCCACAACUACUUUACACAUUUACUGCUAUUAUGUGUAUGCUGCUAGGUUAUACAGAUUACAAGUGUAUGUGUUAUCUGCCCUUUGGAGGUUAUUUAGAGGGAAGAAAUGGAAUGUAUUACGUAGACGAGUAGACUCAGCAUCAUUUGAUGUAGAUCAGCUGUUUGUAGGAACAUUGUUAUUUACAAUUUUCCUUUUUCUAUUGCCAACAACAGCACUGUAUUAUACAGUUUUCACCUUGUUGAGGAUGGUGGUUUUACUGUUUCAAGGUUUCCUGUCCACAGUUGUUUACGUUAUCAACCAUGUACCUAUGUAUUCUAUUCUACUAUGGGUCAUUGGUUCUAAUAAAGUUUCAGGAGAAAUAUCUUUGGAAGUUGUACCUUCAGAUAAAAAGACAGACUGCCAAGUAUUUUCACUACAGGUUCACAAAGUUCCUCUUGGAAGGAUAAUGAAAAUGUCAUCAUCCAAUCAAAUUGAUUCAAUGUCACAACCAUUGUUGUCAUGGAAACACUUCCUGCUGAAUCUAAUGAAAGGGCAUCUUGUGUAUCCAUGGAUAGAUCUUCAUAAACCAUUAUAA